Messenger RNA from Triticum turgidum subsp. durum (durum wheat), 2667 nucleotides. The record is from the annotation of a GenBank genome assembly. Lineage: Eukaryota; Viridiplantae; Streptophyta; Magnoliopsida; Poales; Poaceae.
AUGGCUCGUGGCGAUCAUCAAAUUGAUGAUGAUGAUUUCAUGGAUCCACCACAGCGUAAUCGGGCAACUGGACGGAGAAAAGAGGGUGAUGAGAAGAAACGUAUUCGCAACAGAGCCUCCCAAGAACGACUGACUGCGUUGACUGACAAAUUCACCGACAAUCAGAAGGGAACUGCUGCUGAGAUGGGUAUGCAGGCUCUGAUGGAUGUCCGGUGCACGAACCUUGUCAACCCUGUAUGCGAUUGGCUUGGUGAGAUCUACCACCCCGCCUCCAGGGAAUUCAUGAUUCCGGGACGUGGAAGACUACCGUUGAACGAGGAAUCCGUGUUCUGUACUUUGGGUGUGCCUCGUGGACAUAUCAAAGUCCUGUACGAGGUCAAUAAUGAGAUAGAGGAAGCGAUGUUCCCCCAUUUGUUUCCUGGAUUGGAAUCCAUGCCGAACACGUCUGCACUGGCAGAUUCGCUGCAGACCAUGACGACGCAUGGAGAUGUUUUCAAGAUGAAGCUACUCAUGUACCUCAUCUCAGCUGUUUUCGCGCCGACCACUUCUCUUCGCCCAAGCAACAAAUGCUUCCCCAUCCUGGCGGAUCUGAAAAAUGUGAAGAACAUGAAUUGGUGUAAGUUUAUUUCUGACUUCCUGCACGAUGCAUUCUCAAGCAAGAUGUACCAAAAGGGUUGUCGACUGCAUUUAUUGCUCAUGUAUGUCGACUGUCUUGAUCUGUCCACCGUGGAUUUCACUGGGAUAGGAGGCCCGCCGCCUACGCACAAGUUUGCUGUUUCUGCAUGGACUAUCAAUGUUGUCAAGGCUGUACUUGCCGCGGACAGGGUAACUGAUAUCAAAUAUGGAAAACUGCAGCUGAUGGCCAAGCAUGCUAUAGACUAUAGCGUGUUUGGGGGGCCUCAAAACUUUGAAAAGUGGAUGGACGUGCACUCAGCUUCGUCUUGCCCUACUGAGACGAGGGCACCUGUUGAGCAUCUAAUUGGGCAGUUUGCAUCCGGAAUGACCGGCUUGCUCGGGAAGUUGGUCGAGGGUUCCCAAGAGCCAGGUGACACACAAGAUGAUCUAGAUGGAGACGCUGGCCUCAGCAAGGAUGACGACGAUGACAUGGAGAAUGUGCAACAGGACACCGAUGACGAUGAACAUGCUGAAGUUCGCGUAGGUGGUAACAAGGGCAAGGAUGCAACAGAUGUCCCCCCACCAGAGAAAGUCAAAGAACAUACGGCUGCAAGAGGCGAGGGGGUGUUGCCAUCAAGGAGGGGGAGGGCUCCAGAGGAUGUUGGGCAGGGUUCUCCUGGCAAGAGGUCUAGGACCGAUCCCGUAGCUGUCAGGAGGAGCGAGCCGACCGCUGGUGAACGAGCAGUUACGAAGAAACAGGCGCCAACGCCAACCCAUGUUUCUGCUCGGUUGAACAAAGGUGCCCCCAUUGCCAGUGACACCCCUUCCACCAGGUCUUCUCCUCGUACGACGACGACCAACACCGGGGAUCCUGUCGUGUUGCCAGACCUGAGGAAGUCAGUCAAGAAGGUGAAGAAGACUACUAUGCGCGGGUCCAAGCAUAUCAUUAAGGACCCACUCGAACGCCUGCAUUCAAAGUUGUCAACAGGGGCAACUCAGAUGUUCACGAGGCGCCAGGCUACAAUACUGCUGUUGCACCAUCAACUGUUCCCACUAACUCUAAUAGGCAUCCGUACAUCGGGGAGUGACGAGUCGGUAUCUGCCAGGACAGCUGAAAUAUUGCCAACUCUUCUCGCAAUGAAGGAUGCUGCUGUGAGCCAUGCCACCCCAUCAGCAAGCGUUGAAGUGGACGCUCCCGAGACCAACCUAAGCAAGGAAGAUUCUCGCUCAUCUGACACUGAUUCCAAGCGUGUGUGUGGUGACACUCCUGUGUCCACGACAGAAGCGGCUGAGGCGGCAGUUCACAAUGAUAUGCCAUCUAUAGGUGAGAGUCUUGGCACAACAGCUCCAGCUCCUGUCGGUGCAGAUACUGCUAAGGCGACCGUUUCGCGUGCUGGUCUUCCACCUAGGCGUCGUAGCCCCCGCAAGCAAUCAACAGCCAUACCCAACACACCGACUGUAGCUAGGAGCAGCAGAGACGAGUCUGGUUAUGUCCUUGCGUCCACACUGUUCCCCCCACCUGCCACAAGCAAUGCGACGGAGAAACCGGAAGACCGGAGCACAACUGAUGCAGGUGUCAAGCCGGGCAUGAGUGACGCAGGUGAACGUCUGGAGCAGAGUGCGCCUUUACCUGCAGUGGAAAUCCCCAGUUUAAAUCUGCGCACUUCCAAGCUCCCAGUCAAUGUGGGUGUCCCAUACAGCCCAAACAAGAAGAUUGUCAAGAAAGCUGCGGCUGAUACCGCUGACAAGACGCCCCGCCCUACAAAUAAGCCCGAUCAUUCUGUAGCGGCCGAUUCAGAUAUGUUUGUUGAUCUUUCACCUUUGGAUUCUGCCGCGCAAGUUGUUCGUGGUCCGGCAAGUAGGCAUGAGAUGCACCCAAUGGCCUUCACCCCACCGAGCUUCAGUCUUGACAUCAGUCAAGAUGAACCAGUGGUGCCAGAUCCUAUGCCAGUUGCAUUUGCUUUCCCGGGAGGCAUGCCCGCAAUGAUGGCGCAGCCAAUGGUCGAGGGCAGGAAGGCUGUCAAGUUUGCAGAGCCGAUAGUUCAAGUGUAG